UGUCGUCCUCAUCGUCACGGCGGGCGCCUCUUCCUGGAUUCAUUCAUUCGUUUUUCCAUUCACGAAGGUAGUAAGGCCUAGUUGAAAGCCAUGGAGAGCGCUCUUCCUGCCGCCGGCUUCUUGUACUGGGUCGGCGCAGGCACCGUGGCCUACGUGGCCCUGCGCAUCUCGUACUCGCUCUUCACGGCCCUUCGGGUCUGGGGUUUGAGUCACGAGGCAGGGGUCGGACCAAGGCUCGGAGAAUGGGCAGUUGUCACAGGUAGUACUGAUGGAAUUGGAAAAUCAUAUGCAGAAGAGUUAGCAAAACAUGGAAUGAAGGUUGUCCUUAUCAGCAGAUCACAGGAUAAACUGAAUCAAGUUUCCAGUGAAAUAAGAGAAAAAUUCAAGGUGGAAACAAGAACCGUUGCUGUUGACUUUGCAUCAGAAGAUAUUUAUGAUAAAAUUAAAACAAGCUUGGCAGGUCUUAAAAUUGGUGUUUUAGUGAACAAUGUGGGAAUGUCAUAUGAGUAUCCUGAAUACUUUUUGGAUGUUCCUGACUUGGACAACACCAUCAAGAAACUGAUAAAUAUUAAUGUUCUUUCUGUUUGUAAGAUGACACGAUUGGUGCUGCCCGGUAUGGUGGAAAGAUCUAAAGGGGCAAUUCUGAACAUCUCCUCUGCCAGUGGCAUAGCCCCAGUUCCACUGUUGGCCAUCUACUCUGCAACCAAGGCUUUUGUGGAUUUCUUCUCUCAGUGCCUCCAUGAGGAAUAUAAGAGCAAGGGUAUCUUUGUGCAGAGUGUUCUGCCGUACUACGUAGCUACAAAGCUGUCGAAAAUCCGAAAGCCAACUCUGGAUAAACCGUCUGCGGAGACAUAUGUGAAGUCUGCGCUGAAAACGGUGGGCCUGCGGUCCCGAACCACCGGAUACCCGGUCCAUUCUCUUAUGGACUCAGUAAUUUCAGUCAUGCCUACCUGGCUAUAUCUUAAAAUCACCAUGAAUUUGGGCAAGUCCACGCGGGCUCGCUAUAUGAAGAAAAACAAGAAGAACUAAGCACUGGUAACUCGCUGAGUAGCUUGGCCCAGUGUGCCAGCCUACGUGUGUUUCCGGCAAGGCACCCACCCGUGUCCAGAGUCUGUGGUUGUCGUUUGAUCAGUUACUAAUAAGGCUAAAUGUUGUCAUAAUUGGGACGAAAGCAGAAGUUGUGUUCAGGAGUUCUGGACAUACAUUUUGAAUACUGCCAGGAGUUAUUUUGAAAUUUAAUGUAAAUGCUCCUAUCCAAUGGACAUAGAACUAAUAAUACUAACAAGAACAGUGUCAUGGGAAGAAACAUGAUUUUGGCAAAUCACAGAAUGACAGAGCCAGACAUAACACUUCAGUGGUUUCCUCUGGCCCGGAUGGUGAUGGUUCUUGUAUAUUCUCUGAAUUAUACUUUAAAAAGUAAGCUCCAUUUUUUUUUUUUUAAACACUUGGAGGGAGUGGAGAUUAAUUGAUUCACUUAUAGGAGGACACAUUGUAAUAAGCAUUGCUAUGAGGUUUUCUAAAAGUAUGUCCCAAUGUGUAUAUUUCUGUGGAACUUUUUGUUCUCAAAGGUAGCUAAUGAUGUAAAAAUAAUACAGGAAACAUGAAGUUCCUUUUGACACAGGGAGCCCACUAAUAUAUGCUUUCCUCUAAUACAUAUUUCUUCUCAGUUUAAAUGCGUGUAAAUACUGAAAGCUAUAUGGUAUGAUUUAUAAAGGUAAAUGGGCCAAAAAAUACAUGGAGAUGAGCAGUCCCCUAUUGUGCCGCUCAAGCCGUGACCCAGGAGAGUGGCCUGCUUGGACCCCAGCCUCUUCUGUCUCUGCACUGCGCCAGCCCUGUUCUCAGGUGUGACCACAAGCUAUUCCUUAAAGAGUGAUGGUAACAGAGAAGUGACCUUGGACUUUGAAAUCGAUACCCUGUAGAUAGCACUCUGACUAGUUUUAAUAAAAGGUGAUAUAACCACAGUGAUGAUUGUAAAUGUAUUUCUUUGGUGCUUGAAAUUAAGGCUGUUUUUACACCGGCUUACUAUAAAUUAAGACUUACUUUUACCCUGCUCCAUAAUUUGAGGGAAAUCACCAAGAGAUAAUUCAGUAUUGUGAAACAUGUAACACAGAAGGUAGGUCUUUAUGAAAGCUGUGGUUCCUAAGCUCUGAGUUUUAAGCACCAGGAGAUUUGUUUAAAAAAAAAAAAAGUAAUUGCCGUGUUUAGGUGUUGAGGUGUUUCUACCGUUUAGUUUUGCUAGCUAAGGAUGUAAAACAAAAAUAGGAAGAUCCAAAGUACGGUCUGCUCUUAGCAUCAUUACAUAGGAGAAAAGACAUUUUAGCACCCAAAAAGUAAGAACAUAAUCUCAGAAUCAUUUAAACUGACUUUUGAAAUAUGAUUUUGAAAUUGAUUUUGAUAUGAAAAUAAACUUAGUUUUAUGAAAAACA
This is a messenger RNA of Neogale vison (American mink), 2426 nucleotides long. It is a transcript of the gene HSD17B12, whose product is annotated as hydroxysteroid 17-beta dehydrogenase 12. The transcript is spliced from 11 exons. Bases 91 to 1029 code for a protein of 312 amino acids. NCBI's taxonomy places the organism in Eukaryota, Metazoa, Chordata, Mammalia, Carnivora, Mustelidae. Gene Ontology annotation, molecular function: oxidoreductase activity. The record is from RefSeq and is a predicted model, not a curated record. Gene Ontology annotation, cellular component: endoplasmic reticulum.